This is a messenger RNA of Haemonchus placei, 1194 nucleotides long. Lineage: Eukaryota; Metazoa; Nematoda; Chromadorea; Rhabditida; Trichostrongylidae. The record is from the annotation of a GenBank genome assembly.
AUGUAUGGAGACAGGUCAUGGAUCAAAGCAACUGUGCAAUCGCUUUAUUAUAUAGGUCAAAUGACGGGAUCAUUAUUUUGCGGAAUAAUGGGUGACAAAAUUGGAAGAAAACGAGUUUUCUAUCUCGCCAUCGUCAUUCAGACUUUCUGUGGUCUGUUGCUCACAGUUGCCCCGACGUGGUGGCUGUUUGCACUGCUAAAAGCAGGGACAGGAUUCUCACAACCAGGGAUAUAUGGUGUAGCCGUCGUGUUGGGAAUGGAAUUAGUGGGUGCAAAGUAUAGAAGGCUUGGCGCCGUUGUAGCCGGCGCUUUUUAUGCCGUGGGAGAGAUGAUGUUGGCUGGUAUGGCGUACCUUAUCACUGAUUACCGCAUCCUUCAUGCGGCUAUAGCGUUGCCUUCCCUAAUUUUCCUGUCCUACUGGUGGUUGGUUCCGGAGAGUGCGCGUUGGUUGGUAACAAAGGAACGAUACGACGAAGCUGACCAAAUUCUUCACAAGGCCGCUCGAAUCAACGGAUCAUACGUUCCGGAAAGAUGGUGGGAACAAUUGGUGCAAACCCAGAACAGCAAGUACCAGUCGUUUGGUAUGAUCGACCUCGUGCGUACACCAAAAAUGCGUAUCAGAACACUAAUUUGCUUUUUCUUAUGGCCAGUGAACACCAUGAUGUACUACGGAUUGACUAUGAAAAGUGAUCUAGGCGGUGGCAGUCUAUACAUGAACUUCGCUGUCAGCGCUUUGAUGGAAAUCCCAGCCCUUCUGCUUGUUUACUUCCUUAUCGAUCGCAUUGGAAGACGUCAACUUGUUACUCUUGGUUUAUUAACAGCGGGGAUCUGUCUAAUUUGCAACUGUUUCAUUGGAGAUGACGUUCCUUUCUAUUGGGGAAUGCUACAAAUGAUGAUCACGAAGGGUGCAGUGACAGUUUCCUAUACUGCUAUGUACACUUAUACAUCCGAACUUUUCCCAACCGUGAUACGUAACACUGCUGUUGGAUGCUGCUCAACGAUUGCUCGAGUCGGAGCUAUCAUAUCAUCGUACAUGGCUUUGUGGCUGGUCGACUCGUACGGAAAGUUUGCCAUGGUCAUUCCGUUCACGGCGCUCUCGUUGGGAGCUGCAAUAUUGACGGGCGUAUUUCUACCGGAAACAAUGAACAAACCCAUGCCGGAAUCCAUAUCUGAGGUUGAAGGAACCGAAAUUUAA